AUGGUUCGCGACGAUGGCAAGUACAAGUUCUACUUUAUCGCGCAUGAAGAAUCGGCCGCGAUUGUGCAUGCCAUCGCCCAGAAUCGGAUCGUGGACGGCAUCUACGAGCGCAUCCAACAUAACAUGGGAGGCGCGGCACCCCCCACCACGUUCAAAAUCAAACUGUGGAGCGGUGGCGAGUCAGACGCAUGGCACGUCGAACGCCCCAAAGACAUGAAGAUCUUGGGCGGCCUUAAGCAUCGAAUCGAACAUGGCAAAUACGAAAUCGCCAACAACGACAGUCACACGAAAGCAAAAAUCGAUUACCUCGAAAACGACUUCGAAACCCGAGUCGCCAAGGAACUGCUGGAUGUCUGGCACCGAUGUUCAAUCGGCUGCGUGAUCAGCGUCGGACCCAACGAAUACGCCAGGGCCACCCAGCAGGGGUGGGUCGCGGCGUUCGACGGGCGCCCGACGACCUGGCAGAGAUUGCUCAUCCGUUCGUCGCCACACGACAGUGGCACCAAACGCCGAUCCUUCGGCGUGCGAGGUGAUGGCGCCUUGCUCGAUCGCACCUUCACGAUCGAAUCGGUCAGCGAGUGGAAGGUCGACGAUCCGAAACCGUACAUCGAGCACGCUCUGACGAAUCGCAAGUACGCCAGGGCCUUUAUCGGCGUCAUCUCAAAGUGCGAGAGCUGGAAUGCACAGAUCCAAGAGAUCAUGCAAGCCGUCAUCCGAGCCUACACCGACGGCCAAGACAGAAUCAGGCACUGGUCCAACAUCGGGCCGGGUAAGAGGCCGACCGAUUUGCCGCCGACCGACAUCGAUGCCGCCACACUGCGCAAGGUCAAUGCCGGGUUGGCCUGGAUCGGCGCGAUGCGCUCCGUCUGUUCACACGAGAGCACGAAGCUCAAGAUCCGAGGCAAGGGCGAAGAACCGUUGGCGUGGGAAGACGUCGACGAUCGCGUGAUGGCCCAACGCAUCCGCGCCAACGAUUCGGUCAUCAUCUUCGAGGUCAUCGGUUUGGCGAACUACGGCGUCAAGUGCUCCAUCGAGAUCACGAGUGCCGCCCAGGACAUCCGCAGCUUCAUGUGCCGCGAGACGCUGUGGAUGGACCCGAACAGCAUCGAGACGUGGAUGGGUCGACGCGCUAUGGGCCAUCGCAAGCGACUCGCCAUCGCCAUCCGCCACCUCGACGACGACAAACGCGCGUUCAAACUGGCUAUCCCUCCGCUGCAGCGCUCGCGCUCGUCGCCCGAUGUGUUGGAACCGGAUCUCAGGUCGGGCCGGCUCCCACUGUCGUCGCGAACGUCGAGGGGCGGAUCCGUCGUGGGUCGUCGCACCACCAAGGCCUACGCGAACAUGUUCGGCGGCAUCGCCGUCAAGUGCGUGUACGACGGCGACGUGAGCAUCGACGGUGACGUAUCGUUGGGCUACGCAUUUCGUCACAUGACGACACAUGCAACAAGGGGCCGCACAAAUUGUGCAGCCGCCUUCAAUAAAUAG
This is a messenger RNA of Acanthamoeba castellanii str. Neff, 1485 nucleotides long. RefSeq lists its product as uncharacterized. Lineage: Eukaryota; Discosea; Longamoebia; Acanthamoebidae. The record is from RefSeq and is a predicted model, not a curated record. Bases 1 to 1485 code for a protein of 494 amino acids. The transcript has 4 exons.